Molecule: messenger RNA, 1281 nt
Organism: Phycomyces blakesleeanus NRRL 1555(-)
Lineage: Eukaryota; Fungi; Mucoromycota; Mucoromycetes; Mucorales; Phycomycetaceae
Product: glycosyltransferase family 59 protein
Exons: 9
Coding region: 1-1281 (426 amino acids)
Biological process (GO): protein N-linked glycosylation; dolichol-linked oligosaccharide biosynthetic process
Cellular component (GO): endoplasmic reticulum
Molecular function (GO): dolichyl pyrophosphate Glc2Man9GlcNAc2 alpha-1,2-glucosyltransferase activity
Source: RefSeq, a predicted model, not a curated record
AUGAACGGCCGCCCUUUGUUCUUCUUCUUCCUCUUGCCUUGUCUUAUGGACGUCUUUGCGCUGGCACUCCACUCGGUGGCGCUCGCAUGGGAGUCGUCGAAAGUUAGGAACUAUGUUUCUAAACCAUAUAUGGACGAGAUAUUCCAUGUCCCACAAGCUCAAAGAUAUUGUAUGGGAGAUUAUGCCAGUUGGGAUCCCAAACUAACUACACCUCCUGGCCUUUAUAUCAUUAGCCGCGGAUUUAGUAUCUUGUCAACAGCGGUUGGUGUGGAUGGUUGUACUCCAAGUGCUCUGCGUAUGACCAACAUUUUCUUUUCUCUCGGUCUCUUAUUUGUAAUUGAUUCCUUGAUCGGCUGCCUACACCCGACAUCACCGGCUAUCCGUUCUCGUUAUGCUCUUGCCUUGGUUUGGUUUCCGGUCCUCUUCUUCUUUAAUGGGCUAUAUUAUACAGAUACAGGAUCGACUUUUUUUGUCUUAUUGUCGUAUCUUCUGGUGAACAAAAGACAUUACUGGGCAGCAGGAACUGCUGGGAUUGUUUCCGUAACAUUUCGCCAGACUAAUAUCAUUUGGGUUUUGUUUUUUAUGGUGCUUGUCAUCAUUCAAACUCUCGAAGACGCAAGCAAGAAAAGCAAGGAAACUACAGCUGUGUAUAACCCAACUUUUUCCAAUGUCACUCAAUUUGCCUUGACUGGAUUUGCUGGUUUCUUGGUAUGGAAUGGGGGAAUUGUACUAGGCGAUCGUUCGAACCAUCUGGCAGGGUAUAACGUUCCUCAACUGUUUUACUUUUCCUCGUUCCUGUCCUUCUUUAUGGCUCCUUGGAUAUUAAACAUCAAGAAUAUCUCAGAGGUUCUUAUGACUUUAACGAAACCUAAACAGUACGAGCAUCCAUUCUUACUGAGUGAUAACCGACAUUAUACAUUUUAUAUUUGGAAAAACAUCUAUCGUCGUCACUGGUCUGUGCGAUACAUCCUGACGCCAUUUUAUUUACUAAGCGUAAAGUUAAAUAUUGCAGCAAUUGUACCAUAUGUGUCCGUCUUGCAUGUAAUCGGAUACGUCUUUACUCUCGUCUUGACUCUUGUACCGUCUCCUCUUCUGGAGUUUCGUUAUUUUAUCGUUCCUUUUCUUUUUUAUGCUGUUCAUUUCCAACCCCAACUGAAACGCACCUACCUAGCCAUUGCCUUUUAUUCGAUCAUCAACCUUGCUACACUGUAUAUGUUCUUUAAUCGAACUUUUGAAUGGGCCAGCGAGCCAGGAUCCUCUCAAAGUGGCAGUAUACUUUAA